AGCUAUACUCCACUAGCUUAGACACUUCAAAUAUAGCGUGUUUCGUUUUCCAAGCGCCAGCGUGCCAAGGGGAUAGUGAGGAAAAUAGCUGGCAUCCACUUUUGCAGACACCUCUGUGAUGGUUAUAUGGACACUGGAUGUACCUAUCUUGGCUGCUCAUUUAUUCGACCGUCUACUGAACGACGAGCAUGUCCCAAGAAUUGCUAGAUAUGAAACAUGAGGUGUCUCGGAGCGCUAACCCAUCGAUGUAUAUAGCUGAUGAGCCUGCACCAUCGUAUUCACAGCUGGAAGACGGGGCGCCGGGGCAGGAUUCGGCGCCUUCAAUGGGGAGCUCUUCGCGCGUUGUCCGCGGCAAUGCCAGACAAACCGACCACACCCCGCCACAAAGUGCUGGGGCUGAUCGGCCUUCCAGCGUGACGGCCUCGUCCCUACCAAGCCGCGAGGCCUCCAUGAGCGGCUGCAGGCCCAUCAGCGGGCCAGGCCCGGAGGUCAACGGCAUCACAUCCCAAUCCCUUGCCCCACGCGGCCCGGUCCCCGGCACAAGCGACAGCCACGGAACCGCGGGGUGGGCGGCACCCUGGUCUGCCCAAGCCAACCGCCCUCCCAGCGCCCUCUUCCUCACCGCUGUUGCCCAUGCUGGGGGCAACCUAGCCAACCCGGCAGACGCGGCCCCCAACCCCAAAGCUCCGGAACGCAGGACCUCCUCCUCCACAACUCCUCGGUUACCCGAGAUUCCGGGCGCGGCCGCCUCCUCAACAGGCGCCUCAGGCGACCCGCAGCCGCGGGCAGUCGACCCCCGGCCGGUCACUGCAACUGACGAGCUCCUGGCCGCUGCUGUCGCCCGGCUUCAUCGGGAGUCCGGUGAGCAGGAGCAGCAGCAGCCGCAAACGGCGCUGACGCAGCAGCAGCGGCAGCAGGCGCAACUGCAAGACCCGCAGCCGGUGUUAAACAGCAAGUCACCGCUGAUGGCCGGCAACACCGCGAUCGCACUGGGUCUGCUGGGGUCGGGGCCGCUGGCGCCGUUGUUCGAUAACGGGCGGCCUAGCUUCCGGGCCCGACAGCCCUCUGUUGUCCUGGAGUCUGCAGGCCGCCGACGGCUGGUGUCGCGGGAUGGUUGCGUCUCUCCAACCGCUCUGGGAACCCCGGCAGCAGCAGGCGCCGGCGGUGUGGGCGGCGGCGUGAGGACGCCUGCGGCGCUCGGCUCCCCCACCGGCCGGACGCUCCAGGACAGUGCCAGCUACCGAGGCCUCAACCCGGACUCCCUCACUCGCACUGCCACCCUGGCGUCAUGGCCCCAAGACAGCAGGCGCUCGCUGACCUCAAGCAACCCGCAGCGCCCGAGCUCCUCCUCUCCGCUGUACCCCUCCCCGCCGCCGUCAGCACCCCACAGUGCCGGGUUGCCAGCAGGCAGCGGUGCGGCGGGCGCCGGCGGGCUCAGGGACGGCCUUAGUGCGGGCCGAACCUCCGGGCACAUAACAUAUGGCACCCUGAGUAGCGCGGUCGCCAUAUCGCAGCCGGGCAUUGCCUCCUCCUCCUCCAGCCACCCAUCAAGAGAGCCCUCUGCACAUGCAACCCACAGCAGCACGGCAGUAGCCCAUGUCGGCUACGCAGCCGAUGUGGUUCAGGACCAAACAGGCAACCAGCCACCGCAACAGCAGGCUGGGACCGCCACCGCAACAGCAGUUAUCACCACCACAACCACCACCACCUCCUCUGCGACAUCCAACGGGCGCACCAGCUUUGCCGGCGGCGGCGGCGGCGCAGCCUCCCACCUCCCACCGGGAGCUGCGCCGCCAGCCAAACGCAGGGCGCGCAUGCAGGCCUACAGCGCGCGCCGACGGACCCAUGGGUCACCAACUCUUUCGCCCGAAGCCUCGGAGCAAAUGGCACCUGUGCUGCAUCUCAGUACAGUCAGUCCCAUGCUGGCUCUAGAGCCGCUGGAGCAGCCCAAGCAUGCCCUGGCGCAUGUCAUGCGAGUGCUCCACAUGCGGUCGGGUAUGUCAACCAUGAUCACCAGACACUACGUGGAGGUAUCACACCAUGUGGGGGCUCGGCAAGCGGGCAUGUUGCCGCAUGCAGCGCAUUCCUUCCCGGCGCCCAUGCUGCCCAGCGUGCCGCGCUUUACACCACUCCCGCAGCAGCAGCCACCAGCGCAGCCGCUCCGGCCGCUGCUGGCUCGUUCCAAAGCGCGAGGCGUGUCUGCUCGGAACAACGCCGCAGCUGAGCCGCGACGGCCCAACAGUCCGCCGUUCGCAAGGCCUUCUCAAGGCCGUGCUGCAGUACGGCAAGGGCAGGUAUCGGAUGCCUCUGGCUACAUGUCGGGUGACGCGGCCGCUGCCGCCACUGCUGCUGCGGCAUCAACAGCAGCUGCAUGGUCGCCAUACGGACAGGGCUCAGGCCCGAUCGAUGCUGCAGCGGAGGCAGCGGAAGUCGGUGCGGGGGCCACGUCUCCACGCACGCAACCGCCCACCGUUACCGUGCCCAGGAGGCCCAUUCCGUACAGCGCAGCUGAGACGCCCAUCGUGUCGCCGACGUCGCUUCAGGGCCGAGCCGCUGCGCACGCAGCCGCCAUGGCCGCCGGCGGCGGGGGGCACUACGGUGCCAUACAUGCAGCCGGAGGAGACUCCCCCAUUCGCGGAGGUGUUGCACAGCCGCUUGCAAGCUCGGUGGAUGGUACGCCCACGCUCACUUUGAUAGAGGAGAAGGGGGCCGUGGGGCCACGCCAGCCGCGCGCGCGGUCGCCGCAUGCGCAACAGCAGUUGGCCAUGGGCGGGCCCUUCAGUUUAAGACGGACGGUCUACUAUGACUGGGUUGAGAGCACGCCGCUUGCGGAACGGCUUGGGGCGGGGAAUGUGGGUGGUGUGAUUGCAAACGGGUUAGAGGGCAAGGCGCUGGUGCUCAAGCGGCAGCUGCCGGAUCGGUCGUCACCUGUCUACUUCAAACCCGCGUACCAGAAGCCGCUGUUGGGCGGGGAUGUGUUGCAUGUGCUCUAGCGUGUCGGGCUGCGAAGAGGGUGAGGAGGUGUGGACGAGGCACGGCGCCUCCAGGGUACCGGUACUGCUUGUGGCGUUGUGGAGCUUUGUAUCUUCUACAAUCUUGAAUUAGAGCAUGUAGCAGCCGCAUGCUGUCUUUCCUCAGCUGCCUUGCCGCUGUUAAUGGCUGUUUAUCUGCGGUCGUGAAGGGAUGUGGACCGUUUUCGCGCUCAGGGAACACCGCUCACUGCAGGGCUGUAUGCCGACGACUUACGUCAAAUUCCUUUGCAGACGACGCAUGGCGUGCGAUUUCUCCUUGGUACGCCAGUCCGAUUGGACGAAUGCGGCUCGGCUGCGGUUCUUGGGUUUCCUUAUUGUUGGCUAUUGUAUUCCAGUUGGCUACAUACAGCAAGGCUCGGUUGUCGGUGGUGGUGGAAGGUAUUGUUUGUGAGGACGUUUUAUGAGGAGGAAUGAUGUGCAUGAAACGCUAGUGCAUUGGUGUAUUGUGGUGCUGAGAGACGCACCUGCCAAUAGCGCAGUCGCCUUGUUAGUACGGUUAGUACGCACCCUUUUGGUCCGUCUGCGGAAUCUUUAUUAUCCGGCUUGUAUAAUGGAUGCAUCUAGAUGUGGCGAAAUGCGUUCUCCUGAGGCUAUACGGUCGCUUGGGGGCUUCAUCUGAAUUAUUAAGGUUACUUGUAGGCUCUUGAGGUUAAAAGAUGGCAUGGGGGCCGUUGCAGCUUGGGAUUCGCCAUGGGGUUCACUGCAGCACAGGUCUCCCAGCUGCAGACGGCCGCAUGCUGCCUUUUGGGUUUGGUGCACAGUUGGUUAGCGAGUGUUGGGAGUUGGUGGCUCUAGGUCUGUGACCAUGGCUAUGGCAGGGCCCGAAGAUGUACCUGCAGUGCAUGGCUGGUUCAUACCUGUCGUUGAAGUUUGCGUUGCAUGGAGGUACGUUCUUGUCCUAGUCGGCCGUAGCUGGUAAGGUUUUCUAAUCUUGCUGAUGCUCUCGUUUUUGCCGGUUUUUGCUGUAGCACUGGGUACCGUAAUGACGACAAUGUGAUGUGGAGCCAACGCUCCCUACCGGAUUAAUAAGCGACAUGCUUGCAAGCCUGUAAAUGUUUGGUCC
This is a messenger RNA of Astrephomene gubernaculifera, 4095 nucleotides long. The record is from the annotation of a GenBank genome assembly. NCBI's taxonomy places the organism in Eukaryota, Viridiplantae, Chlorophyta, Chlorophyceae, Chlamydomonadales, Astrephomenaceae.